Mesocestoides corti is the source of this 231-nucleotide messenger RNA. The record is from the annotation of a GenBank genome assembly. Lineage: Eukaryota; Metazoa; Platyhelminthes; Cestoda; Cyclophyllidea; Mesocestoididae.
AUGAUCGACGUUGCAACAAAUACGCCACCAGCCACUGAGAGAAUGCUAGCUAAGUGUCGAGUUGUCCUUCGCGGUCCCUACGAAGAUGCCCUACCAGACCAGGCAACUACGAUGACUGCCACGUUGUCUCAGAUGAACGCGCCUUCUCAGGCCGAUUACCCUGGACGAAGAGGCAUCCGAGAGUACCCCAGGCAUCCGAUCGGUGGCGGUUCUCGACGCCCUUUGCUGUAA